This is a messenger RNA of Pseudomyrmex gracilis, 1161 nucleotides long. RefSeq lists its product as uncharacterized. The coding region runs from base 1 to 669 and encodes 222 amino acids. NCBI's taxonomy places the organism in Eukaryota, Metazoa, Arthropoda, Insecta, Hymenoptera, Formicidae. The record is from RefSeq and is a predicted model, not a curated record. The transcript is spliced from 3 exons.
AUGAUACAAUGGCGGCGCGGUGCCGUAAUCGCUUUGAUGCAGAUUCUUAACGACUAUGCGGCGCGGGUAGUGUUCGGGGAACGCGAGUAUUUACAACGGGGAUGUUACGCGAUUAUAUACAGCGGUGAGGGAAUGCCUUUGGCUUGCGGUCGCGGCGCGGAGGUCGUGAGCGCGUUCGUACUCCUGAGUCAACUCUUCAGGAAACGAGAUUCUCGAGUCAACACCUUGAGAGACGGAAUCGGUAUCUCGAGUCAACACCUCGAGAGACGGGAACGGUAUCUCGAGUCAACAUCUCGAGAUCGGGAACGGUGUCUCGAGUCAACACUUCGAGAGACAGAAACGGUAUCUCGUGUCAACACCUCGAGAUCGGGAACGGUGUCUCCGAGUCAACACCUCGAGAGACGGAAACGGAAUCUCAAGUCAACACCUCGAGAUCGAGAACGGUGUCUCCGGUGUCCUCGGAGAGCGAGUAACGGAUUCGGAGUCUCGAGUCAGCACCUCGAGAUCGGUCUUAGGAAAGUACUAUUGACAGCUCACAAGAAUUCGCUCUACCCACAAGCUAACAGACGCGAAGGGCAAGGGGAAUCGUCCGUCCGCUCCACCCAAUCUCCUCUACUAGUGAGGCUGAAGAUGAUCGAAACGUUCCUUGAUAAUCUUCUUUUGGACUAAUUUUUUCAAGCCACAUCUAUCUGGGCUCUAGAGCUGGAAAGUCUAUUUUACUUAUUUAAUAAUAAUAGUAGUUAUAGUAAUAGAAAUAAGUAAAAAUAACAUAUAUACAUAUAUAUACAUAGUGGCGGGAUUUAUCCUGUCACAACAUUAUGCAUCAUACGUUGAGUUAAAUUAUUUCAGGAAAAGGGGGUGCAGGGAGAGAGGCAAAGCCCCUUCUCCUGCGAGGGAGCGAAGCCCCUCCUGCCUACUCGUGUCAUACAAACAACAUAUUUACUUCAGAAAUCGACGGUGUUGGAAAACAAAGAAUUCAUUUGUGAAACUUGAUUUGUUUCUACCUCGAAAACUAAAGCCAAGCGACGGUAACAUGUAUAGAGAAAAGUUGUUCAGAAUAACGUUCUCAACAACAUAUUUUAAGCUUAUUGAAAUUGGUGAGAAAAUCCACUUUGUAAAUAAUUACCAUAUAUACAGGGUGUUUGACAACAAACAAGCCGA